GGGGUUGGGGCUGAAUAGGCUAAUUUCUAAUUGGACAAAAAGAACAAUAAACCUCAAUCGCAAUUCAGACAUACAGAGAAAGGAGUUAAACCAUGAUUGGAAGAUGCGUAUCAGCUCAAUCGUCAAAGCCAAACGAGCUAAAAUUUCAAACUUUGAAUGGAAUUCAAGAGCUAGCUGAAACUCGCCGAUUCAAGGCAUGGUUUCUGGAUCAGUUUGGAGUGCUUCAUGAUGGGAAACAACCUUAUCCUGGUGCCAUUUCGACAUUGGAAAAGUUGGCAACUUAUGGUGCAAAGAUGGUAAUCAUUAGUAAUUCUUCAAGAAGAGCAUCUACAACCCUGGAAAAAUUGAGGAGCCUUGGAUUUGAUCCGUCACUCUUUAUUGGUGCCAUUACCAGUGGGGAAUUAACACAUCAGUAUCUCCAAAGGAGAGAUGACGCUUGGUUUGCCUCCUUGGGAAGAUCAUGUAUUCACAUGACUUGGAGUGACAGGGGUGCUAUAUCUCUUGAGGGCCUCGGACUAGAAGUUGUGGAAAAUGCUCAGGAAGCCGAUUUUAUUUUGGCUCAUGGAACUGAAGCCUUGGGGCUUUCUUCUGGAGCCGCACUUCCCAUGAAACUUGAUGAUCUUGAGAAAAUACUGGAGCAGUGUGCUGCUAAAAAAAUUCCCAUGGUGGUAGCAAAUCCUGAUUUUGUAACUGUUGAGGUUAGGGCUCUGCGUGUUAUGCCCGGAACAUUGGCAGCCACAUAUGAAAAACUUGGCGGUCAAGUAAAAUGGAUGGGUAAACCUGAUAAGAUAAUAUACAAGUCUGCUAUGGAAAUGACUGAUGUGGAUGUCUCUGAUUGUGUUGCCGUAGGAGACUCCCUACACCAUGAUAUCAAAGGUGCAAAUGCAGCUGGAAUUGCAUCCGCUUUUAUUACAUGUGGAAUCCAUGCUACUGAACUUGGACUUAGCAAAUUUGGAGAAGUCGCAGAUGAUAAUUCUGUACAUGCUCUUGCCUUGCAAAACAGCGCACAUCCUACAUAUGUUCUCCCUUCAUUUACGUGGUGAAGAAUGUGCUAUUUAGGCUUGGCUAGAAUUUGUCCCUCUUCAGUCUAUUGCAUUGAUGUAUCCAAGUACCUAAUAGUGCUACUCACUUUGUACCUCUUUUGAUUCUUUUGGAUGAAAUGGUUUUUCCGUUAACCAUCUAUAUUAUCUAAGGGGAGUCUUG
Molecule: messenger RNA, 1203 nt
Organism: Nicotiana attenuata
Lineage: Eukaryota; Viridiplantae; Streptophyta; Magnoliopsida; Solanales; Solanaceae
Exons: 7
Coding region: 93-1043 (316 amino acids)
Cellular component (GO): chloroplast
Molecular function (GO): phosphatase activity
Source: RefSeq, a predicted model, not a curated record